Molecule: messenger RNA, 2797 nt
Organism: Loxodonta africana (African savanna elephant)
Lineage: Eukaryota; Metazoa; Chordata; Mammalia; Proboscidea; Elephantidae
Gene: DMRTA2
Product: DMRT like family A2
Exons: 2
Coding region: 1-1611 (536 amino acids)
Biological process (GO): regulation of transcription by RNA polymerase II; sex differentiation
Cellular component (GO): nucleus
Molecular function (GO): RNA polymerase II cis-regulatory region sequence-specific DNA binding; DNA-binding transcription factor activity, RNA polymerase II-specific; protein binding
Source: RefSeq, a predicted model, not a curated record
AUGGAGCUGCGCUCGGAGCUGCCCAGCGUGCCCAGCGCGGCGACAGCAGCGGCGACAGCGACGGGGCCGCCAGUGGCGUCGGUGGCGUCGGUGGCAGCGGCAGCGGCGGCGGCUGCGUCGCUGCCGGUGAGCGUAGCCGGCGGCUUGCUGAGGGCCCCGCCGCUGCUGCUGCGGGCGGCGGAGAAGUAUCCGCGGACCCCUAAGUGCGCGCGCUGCCGCAAUCACGGGGUGGUGUCGGCGCUCAAGGGCCACAAGCGCUACUGCCGUUGGAAGGAUUGCCUGUGCGCCAAAUGCACGCUCAUUGCCGAGCGUCAGCGCGUCAUGGCCGCGCAGGUGGCUCUGCGCAGGCAGCAGGCGCAGGAGGAAAACGAGGCGCGCGAGCUGCAGCUGCUCUACGGCACCGCGGAGGGGCUGGCGCUGGCCGCAGCCAACGGCAUCAUCCCGCCACGGCCAGCCUACGAGGUCUUCGGCUCAGUGUGCGCCGCCGAUGGCGGGGGACCCGGAGCGGGAGCGCCUGCGGGGGCCGGAGGCGGAGCAGCGGGCGCUGGGGGCGCAGAGGCCAAGUUGCAGAAGUUUGACCUGUUUCCCAAGACGCUACUGCAGGCAGGCCGCCCAGGCAGCCCGCAGCCGCUGCUGGGGAAGCCAUUGUCCCCUGACGGCGCGGACUCGGGUCCUGGGACAUCAUCCCCGGAGGUGCGGCCGGGCUCAGGCUCGGAGAACGGCGACGGCGAGUCAUUUUCGGGGUCGCCCCUGGCCCGGGCUUCUAAGGAGGCAAGUGGCAGCUGUCCGGGCAGCGCUGGCCCCAGUGGCGGCGGCGAGGAGGACAGCCCCGGCUCCGCCAGCCCUCUAGGCUCCGAAUCCGGCUCAGAGGCAGACAAGGAAGAGGCGGAGGCCGGGCCGGCCCCGGGGCUGGGCGGAGGCCCGGGUCCACGGCAGCGGACGCCGCUGGACAUCUUGACGCGCGUCUUCCCAGGCCACCGGCGCGGCGUCCUGGAGCUGGUGUUGCAGGGCUGCGGCGGCGACGUGGUCCAGGCCAUUGAGCAGGUGCUGAACCAUCACCGCGGAGGGCUGGCAGCCGGCCUGGGCCCUGCGGCGCCCCCUGAUAAAGCCACCAUGGGCGCAGCAGCUGCCACGGACGACGCGUGGCCGGGUCGCGUCGACGCUGCUGCAGCCGCCGGGGGACCUGGGCUGCCCGCGCCGCUGCAGGCCGGCCCCGCCGCACCCCCGCACCACAGACCCUUACUGGCCGGCGCCAUGGCGCCCGGGGCGCUGGGCUCACUGAGCAGCCGCUCAGCCUUCUCUCCGCUGCAGCCUAACGCCAGUCACUUCGGCGCCGACGCGGGCGCCUACCCCCUGGGCGCGCCUCUCGGCCUCAGCCCGCUGCGCCUGGCCUACUCCGCUGCGGCGGCGCACAGCCGGGGUCUGGCCUUCAUGGCGCCCUACUCCACCGCCGGCCUGGUGCCCACUCUCGGCUUCCGCCCACCCAUGGACUACGCUUUCAGCGAUCUCAUGCGCGACCGCUCGGCAGCCGCCGCGGCAGUGCACAAGGAGCCAACCUACGGCGGCGGCCUCUACGGGCCGAUGGUCAACGGCGCCCCGGAAAAACAGUAGGGCGAGAAGCCCGGCAGCCGGGCAGCCCCCAAACAGGGACCUCAGUCUUGCCCCCGCGGGCCGCGGCCCUUUUUGGCCUAUUGGUGCGCUCUCUGCGCCCUGGCUGGAGUCCUCCGCUCCAAGGUGGUUUUCGAUUUUGUUUUGGAGGGUGGUUGGAAGAGGGCCGAGGAAAAGGGAGCUGCUACUUUUUUUACAGGUGCGGAUGUUCUCGGAGAGGUGCGCAGUCUGGGUCCUCAUUGCCCACCCUCCAGCCACCGUGGGGAGCCCCCACCUUAAGGUACCUGAGCUCCUCAAAAGGCGAGGGAUCCACAGAAAUUCCCAGGCCGCGGCCGCUUCUCGCUCCUUUAGCUGUGUUCCUCUCGUCCGCCUGCGCUCUCAGUUGGAUGGCAGGAGAGUCUGAGAGUCUGUCUUCUGUGUCUCCCUCCCGUUUUUUUUUUUAAUUUUAAUUUUACAUAUUUGCUCUAACAAAUAUAAAUUUAGGAUGUAUAAAUCUUUUGGCACUGAGUCGAGUCUUGGGGACACAUAUACUUAUAUCGAUAUCAAUUGUAAAAAAAAAAAAAAGGAAACAAGUUCUAAGGUGCACUUUCCUCGUUGCGGUAUUUGUCGCUCUCUUUGUUGCUUAUGCCGAUAAGCAUGGGUUUCCUUGGUGCAGUGUGAGUUUUUAUAUAUGUAUAAAUCUAUAUAUAAUCUAUACAUAUAUAUAUACAAGCCAGUGUAUAAUGUUAUAAAAUGGAAUUCUAAGUUAUUAAUUGUAAUCUGUAGGUGACCUUGGUAUUAACGUGAAGAACUUUCAAAAACAAGCAAAAAAAAUGGGAAAAAAUUAGACUAUGUGCGCAUUGUACUUAUCAGGUUUUAUAGAUUAAAUAUAUUGUAAACUCGGGCUGAAUCCUGCCCCCACCCCUCUUGCCUGCGGUGGAUCUCGCCCUAAGGAACCGUCGAAGUGCGCGCUGAAGCAGGGACAGAGGGACGUGUGACUGAGCCAGACCUGCUCGCGCGGGCGUGUCCUGGCCUCUGGGACUUGCCAACUGCCCCCGCUGAGGGGCCGAGUGGCGGGCAGCAGGAGACCCUGUUGCUGAGAACGGCUCAAUUUGUGCUUGCCUUUGCAUAGACAUGAGCUAGAAAUAAAUGUUAUUUUCUAAGAAAACAACGCCGACUCCAGCCCCGCUCCUCGGGAGAAUGACACGGU